UUUUAAAUAGUAUCUUGUAUACUAUUUGAAAGGUAACAUUGUUGUGUGUGAUGUAAUUAAACAAUAUUUGAUAAUAAUAGCGUUAAGCAAGAAUCUUUCAAAGAAAAUAUGGACUUGGAUAUUUUUUAUAUUGAACCUUUACUUGAUGAUUGGCUAGAAGAACUUCAAUUAAUCAUUAAAGCACAAGAAAGUUGAUCAAAGCUGAAGACGAAUUUUACAUGCCAUUUCUAUACCAAUUUCAAUCAUCAAUGCAAUAUUUAAAAUAACAGAAUAUCUCCAUUUGGGGCCAGAUACUAGAUACAUUGCUAUUCACUUAUAUGAUAAAUUUAUGUGUAGCUAUUUUUGGGAAGUGUAUAGAAAUGCUGAUCAAACAGAAAGUUCUUGGUCUCAAGUUUGUAAAAAAGUGACAAGUCAAUCAAAAUUAUACCUCAUGUCUUGUUUGCAAUUAGCAAAUAAAAUGGAUUCACAUUUCAACAAGUUAAGAAUAUCGCAAGUACAUAUACAUGAUUUUAUUUUGAAUUUAUCAAUAAUAGUAUCUUAAUGUUCUAUAUGCUACAGAUACUUGGUAUCUUACGAUGUAUAGACAAAAAAUCUGAAUACACACCCGAUGUAAUUUUUCUAUCAGAAUAUAAGGUAUUUAAGACUGUUGGAUUCAGAAUACCAUUUUACACUCCGUUAAAUUGCGUAGAAAUUCUUUUAGCUGCAACUGGACUCAAGGAUACUCCAAAUAUGCAAGAACUUACUAUAAAUUUAUUGGAUCUAAUUUAUCUGCGGGUUUGAAUUUUAUUAAUAGAUAUUUGUAAGACAUUAGUGAUAUGUUAUAAAUGACAUUAGCAUGAUUAAUGAAGCAGAUAUAUAUGGUUAUAGAGGAAGGAAAUAUAUUAUCAUUUGCAAUGUUUGUUGCACGAACACAGAGCAAAAAUUCAACAAGAAAAGAGGGGUCUUAUGAUAUUAAUGUCAAAUAUAUUAUUUUUGGGAGCUUCUAUUGUUCUUUGUGGGGCGUUCUUUUUGUGUAUAGAUUGUAAUUCAGUAAGAGUUAUAGCUUCAAAAUUAUUGCAAUUAAUAGAUAUGAAGAUUCAUGAUAUUUGGGAUAUGGCUGAUAUACUUCUUAUAAUGGCAAUUCAAGAAUAAUUCUUAAAAAAUUUAUGUAAAAGUAAAGUUUUGUAUAUUGUACAUUGCAUAUCACUGCAUAUGUAAUAAAGGAAUGUAAUUCUUACAUAUACCGUUAGGUGAAAUGUUUAAUUAAUACAUUCUUAUGAAUAAGUACUUCUUUAGUAGUAAAUAACAUAUACAUCCAACUAUAUGCCCAACUAACUUAAACACUUUCAAUAUCUCACUCACUAUUGACAAUACAAAAAUAUAUUAGAGAAAAGAAAUUAUCUGAUUUAAAAGGGCAAAUAUGAUAGUAAUCAUAUUUUUUAUAGGUUUCAAGAUUAUCGAUAUUUUUUUAAAUGGAGCUAUAUCUUCUUAUCAUUAUGGCGUUACAGCUGAAGUUAAGACCAAUCGAUCACCUAUAGUGUUUGAUAAUAACUGCGAAUAACGAAAAAGCUACGAUAGAAAGAUCAAUGAGGGAAAAUUUAUUUCAACAAGUAUUAAAAAUGAUGCCAAUUGUCAAUAGGAGAAAAGUUUCCUCAACAUUGCGUUGUAUCGGCCUUUGUACAGCCAUUCGAUAUAGCCUGCGCGUUCGUCUGAUCUUAAACUUCUAGGCUUCUUUCUGUGGAGCAUGAUUAAAGAAAUAAUUUAUCAUGAUAUUAGUAUAAUACUAUAAAAUAUGAGACAAUGCAUUAAAUAAAACUGCGUGUGGUAAUAUUAAUCGUCACGUCAUACAGGCGGCCAAGAAUCAUACGUUAAUCGCUCACGGAAACGUAUUGAAGUAUAUGUUCAUAGUUUCGAACACUUGUGAAGUAAAUUUUCCUUCAUCGGCCUCCCUAAACAUUUAUGAAUUUUUGGUAUUCAAGAUCAUGUGAAUGCAUAAUAUUAUAAGUUUUUGGAUUGAUCGUAACUUCAGCGCUGACAUCAUGAUAAUAAAAAUAUAUACGACCACGAAUAAAUAUAUACUCUUUAAAACAGAGUAACUUUUUAAAAAUUAGACCAACGAUUUGAUUUUUUUGGACAAGUUAGAAGGAUCAGUUUACUAGAUAAUGUGUAACUAUCCGUCCGUGACCGUUGCUACGCACGCCUUUUCGAACAUUCGGCGGAAGGACCGUUGGGAUAUUAAUGGUUCAUUAGGCACUUCGCUUCGCCGAAAUAUAUUGUUGCCAAGUUUCGGCACAUCUUUAUAUCCGGUUUUGAACUGUGACGGUCGAGACAAACGCGUAGCAAACAGUUAGAUUUAUUAUAAAGAUAUUUCGUUUACAAGAAUAUAUAGUUUCAAAUAAAAUGGGAACAACAAAACAAGAAGUACAUCGACCUGGUGCAUUUAAGCAAGUUAAUAAACCACAUAAAACGGGUAGACAUCGUAGUAAAGGAUCAAUAAGUAGCGAGGUUAAAGGAAAAGUUGGAGUAAAAGUUUUAUCGAAACGUGCCACUAAAAGUCUUGGGAAGCGUGCCCGAAGGCUACAAUCUUCACAAAUUAGAAAAAACAAGAGAGAGGAGGUGUUGCAGCAAAAAAGGAAUUUUGGUGGAUUCCAUUCUGCACCUAUUCUUCUAUGUAUUAUUGCAUUACAAAAAGAUGUAGAUGCUGAUAAUAUAUUAUCAGUAAUAACAAAAGCUGACGAGUCUGCGACUAUAAUUAGUAGUCCACGUGGUACAAUACAUUUAAGUGUACCUAGGUUCAAGCAACGCUUUUCUAUUGUGGUUGCACCAGUUGGAAAUUUGUUCGCGACAUUGGAUAUAGCAAAAAUAGCUACCACUGUUCUUUUCGUUGCAUCCGCAACAAAUAAGUCGGACAAUAGUCCCAGAUUGGAAGUACUUGAUGACUGGGGAAAGGAAAUUAUUAUGCCCUGUGUUGCUCAAGGUUUGACAACUCCGCUAAUAGCACUUACAAAUGUUGAAAAUCUUCACAUAAAGAAACGUCAAGAUUUCAAAAGCCAUGUACAAUCCGAACUUUGUAAGUGGCUUCCUAAGGAAGAAGUUUUCCAACUAAGUACCCCCAUUGAUGCUUUUAAUAUUUUACGACGUAUUGGUACUAGAAAACAAAGAACAGUAUCUUAUAGAAACAAUAGAGCUCAGUUGUUAGGAGAAGAAGCAGUAUUUAAAUGUAAUGAAAACUCCACAGAGCUUGGAACUCUAAUGAUCUCUGGGUAUCUCAAGAACGUACCAUUAUCAGUUAAUGGUUUAGUUCAUAUACCUGAAUUGGGAGAUUUUCAAAUCUCUCAAAUUGAUGCACCUGGUGAUCCAUAUCCAGUGGAGAAAAAGUUGAAGAAAGAUUGUAAUGCAAUGGACGAUGAACCAUCUACGCGGGUUCUUGCACGCGCAGAUCCAGGGAAACAAGAAUCUCUCGAAAGUGAAAAUAUACUUGACCCUAUGGAUGCUGAACAAACUUGGCCUACAGAAGAGGAAUUAGCCGAAGCCAAAGCACAAAGGAAAAAAAUUGUAAAGAGAGUUCCAAAAGGAACUUCUGAAUAUCAAGCAGCUUGGAUUCCUGAUGAGGAUGGAGAGGAAUUGAGUGAGUGCUCGAGCGAUGAAUCAGAAGACGAGAUGUCUGUCGAUGAAGCACAAUCUGAAACGGAUAGUGGACCAGACGCAGAAGACGAGGAAGAAUACGAGACAAUUACUGUGUCCGAAGUUCCUGAUGAACGAUACGAUGAGAAUAUCGAUAUGACAGAAGAAAAAGAAGCAAUGGAAAACUUGAAGAACGCAAAAUUAGACGCAAAAUUUCCUGACGAAGUAGAUACACCUCAAGAUAUGUUAGCAAAACAGAGGUUUCAGAAAUAUCGUGGACUUGAAUCAUUCAGAACAAGUCCGUGGGAUCCGGAAGAAAACCUUCCUACUGAUUACGCUAGAAUAUAUAAAUUUGAAAAUUUUGAUAGAACACGAAAACGAAUAUUUAAAGAAUCGCGGGAAAUAGAGGGUGCUAUGCCUGGUUGGUAUAUCACAAUUCACGUUGCAAAUGUACGCGUAGAUGCAUUUUCUUCAUUGGGAAAUCAUCCAUUAAUUGUAUUUGGUUUAUUACCGAACGAGCACAAAAUGUCUGUCUUAAAUGUGACAUUAAAACAUACGGGUCAAACAUACAGUCCGGUGAAAUCUAAAGCAAAAUUGAUAUUUCAAUGUGGAUUUAGGAGAUUCACUGCGUGCCCAAUAUUUAGUCAACACACAAACGGAAACAAACAUAAAUAUGAGCGGUAUUUUCGUCCAGAGAACACUGUCGUAGCAAGCAUGUACGCUCCAAUUACUUUUCCACCAUGCCCAGUAUUAUGUUACGUUGAAAAACUGAAUAAAUCAUUGGAAUUAAUUGCAACCGGAAGUGUAUUAUCUGUGAAUCCAGAUAGAAUAGUUGUAAAACGUGUUGUUCUUAGCGGUCAUACGUACAAAGUGCAUAAACGAUCAGCAGUUAUAAGAUUUAUGUUCUUUCAUCGAGAAGAUAUAAACUGGUUUAAACCAGUUGAACUACGAACGAAAUAUGGUCGCAGAGGACAUAUAAAAGAACCAUUGGGUACUCAUGGUCAUAUGAAAUGUGUAUUUAAUGGUCAACUGAAGUCGCAGGACACGAUUUUAAUGAAUUUAUACAAAAGAGUAUUCCCAAAAUGGACAUAUGAACCUUUGUUGUUAACAGAGUUACAACAUCAAAAUGAAAGCAUGAACAUAGAAUAAAAUCUGUUAAUUAAAGUAUUAAAAUGUAUAUAUAUGUAUAUAUAAUAAUAAAUAAAAUUUUGUCAUACAUUUAAAA
This is a messenger RNA of Bombus terrestris (buff-tailed bumblebee), 4828 nucleotides long. Its product is annotated as pre-rRNA-processing protein TSR1 homolog. The coding region runs from base 2380 to 4752 and encodes 790 amino acids. The record is from RefSeq and is a predicted model, not a curated record. Gene Ontology annotation, molecular function: U3 snoRNA binding; GTP binding; GTPase activity. Gene Ontology annotation, cellular component: nucleus; preribosome, small subunit precursor. Gene Ontology annotation, biological process: ribosome biogenesis; endonucleolytic cleavage of tricistronic rRNA transcript (SSU-rRNA, 5.8S rRNA, LSU-rRNA); maturation of SSU-rRNA from tricistronic rRNA transcript (SSU-rRNA, 5.8S rRNA, LSU-rRNA). The transcript is spliced from 14 exons. Lineage: Eukaryota; Metazoa; Arthropoda; Insecta; Hymenoptera; Apidae.